CAGCACGAUACUUAUUAUGUGAAACCAUAACCUUUGUCCUGAACUGGGAUCACCGAUAAAACCACACUGCAAGAUGUCAAUGAUGUACUAUUGGAGUUAGAGGUUCUGCACAAAUAUCCUAUAAACGUAGUUGGAGUUGGUCCUGGUCAAUCAGUCGCAGUAACCUGCUACUGUCCUGCUGAAUACACUGGCUCAUUGAUAAUGGCUGUCCUUGGUAAAAUAGAGAUACUGCAAACAAGAGGAGUGAAGAAAUUUAUAGUAGGCAACUGUAUUAUGUGGGAUGCUACUCAGGUAGUGAGUGAGAAUAUAGAGGGGACAAACUUGCUUGUACAGAUUAAUGAUUUGAAAGCUGCUUUAAAAGACAGAGAUGAAAGGAUGAUGGCUAUUGAAGCAGAGUUAGCAAAAUUUAAGGAACUAUCAGAAAGCAAAUUAAAAGAAAUAGAAAGAUUAAAAAGAGACCUUAAAGAAAGCCAAUGCAUCAAUGUUCAAAAUGAAGAAGUAAUUAAUGAACUAAAGGAGACAAUUUUAUCACUGGAAGACAAUGAAGAUACAUUAAAUGAAGUUAUAGAAGUUACUGAGAAUGACUUAGCAUCAUUGAAGGAGCUGUCAGAGACUAGACUACAAGAAAUAGAACAACUGAAACUGAAACUUGGAUACAAUAACACACAAGAAAAGGUGGUGUGGAGUCAGAACAGUGUACAACUCACGAGUCCGUCAGUAGAUCAAUGCAUAGAGGUAAUCAGUGAACUUGAAGAGGAACAUGAGAGUAUUACACUCAAAGACUCAUCAUCUGAUAGUACACAAUUCCUAAUGCCAAUUAUAUUGGAGAGAGGAACAAUAAAAGGAAUUACUAUAUACUCUUCAUUGUUAUCACGUGCUGAUAUCCUCUCAUUCUCCUCUCAACUAUCAACAAACAAAUCAUUGACAACUCUAGUCCUAACUACUGGUUCAAUUGGUAAUAAUGGAGUCAUGGCACUAGCUGAAUCACUGCAAUAUAAUAAAACUCUUGAAUACUUGUAUCUUAGUUACAACUAUGAUUUAACUAUCACUUCUGUUAGUGCAGAGUCACUAGCUGAAUUUUUACUUGUUAACACCACACUCAGUUGCCUUUAUCUUGACCAUACUGGCAUGACUACUGAUGGAGUAAUGAUACUAAUGGAAUCACUCAAGACCAAUAAUACACUAGAGGAACUUUGGCUGGAUGAAAAACACAAAAAAAUAUGCACUACUUUACCUUACUAUGAUCAUAUCAAAGACAAACUAUAUUUUUUGUAGACAAAUUAAUAAGUUUUAACGUUUAAUAAUUAUUAAUAAUACACAAAUUUAAUACUAAAUUAUCUCAAUACAUUAGUUAUACACAAACAAUAAAAUGCUAUUAAUCAUGUGUUAGUCAUGUGACAGUCAGUCAGUACAGCUGUUGAUUCUUA
Amphimedon queenslandica is the source of this 1427-nucleotide messenger RNA. Its product is annotated as leiomodin-3-like. The transcript is spliced from 6 exons. NCBI's taxonomy places the organism in Eukaryota, Metazoa, Porifera, Demospongiae, Haplosclerida, Niphatidae. The record is from RefSeq and is a predicted model, not a curated record. Bases 202 to 1275 code for a protein of 357 amino acids.